GUGGAAACAGAUCGUUCCCCUACGAUCGAACACGGGCUGCCCUCCCCUCCGUCCAAACGCACAAGACAGACCGUUGUAGACCAAAGAGUCACAAUCCAUCUCAUUAGCAAUGAUGAUGUUGACUAUGACAGCUCCGGAAGCGCCUACAACUACUGCCAUUGGUGACGAUACAAAACCUUUCCCUCCGGCGAGUAGCUUAAAAGAUGAAGAAACUACCAGCCUUAGAAGCAACGCUAGUAGUUGUACCAGCCUCAAUAGUAGUUGUAGCCACGACACUGACACUUCCUGUGCACGCGCACUCCCACCCUCACUCGAUCCGAGCACGAAGAAACGCAAGCGCGUCUCCUUUAGCCUGCAGCAAACAGCCUAUUUCUCACCGGAGCAGAUGCUGAGCAAACAAGAACGAAAGAGCCAGUGUUGGUACUCGGAAGUAGAACUGAGCCUGUCGCGAGAAGAAGCCCGCGCAGCGAUAGCGGCCCUGCACCACCAGCUCCAGCUGGAUGCCGCCGCCGCUGCUGCGGCAUCCGCGGGAACCCACGGAAAAAGGCAACCAUCGCCAGCGCAACCCACGGAACUCUCGAACGAGUACGGGAGCUGGGUGCUCCGGUGUCCACACGACGAGACAAAGAUUGUAUGUCUGAGGGGAAUCGAAAAAUACGCGGACGCCGCGGCCAAGUACGCUGGACAGAAACGCCUCGUGGACUCGGUGCUGCAGCAACAGAGCCUCAACAGCGAAGACAUACACGUGGCCCUGGUCUCGCGGACCCUGUCCCAGCCCUUUACGGAAGUGGCCCGGUACUACGCCGUGAAGUCGGCCGAAGAACUGGACCUGUGCCGAAAGCACGAACAAGAGAAGGAGCGAAACCAAACCGAAGAACGAAAGCAGCAGGAAGAAGUCGCAACCGUUCUCUUGUUGAUCAUGGGACAGCAGGAGAACCGAGAGGGAACGCUCCACGAACCGCCGCACCACCCACCGGGCACCCCGUCCCCUUCACCAUCUUCCUCCAAGCUUCAAGAAGACAGUCCUAUUGUCACGCCCCGUGGAUCUGCCUCGGGCAAGCGAUCCUCCUCGUUCUCGAACUCACCUCUGUGCGAACAACGAAACGUGAAGCCGUGCAUACGAGCGGUUUCCGAUCGAUGAAGAGGCAAGAGAGCCCGUGCGAGAGCAGAGCACCAUGCAAUGAUUCAUAGAAGUAGCACCAAAACCGCACAACACGACGCUACAAACAAGUAUCCAACCAGCAUCAAAGGAGUUGAAUCGAUCGAUCGGUUCAUCCGCAAUGUUCGGCUGCGCUUGUAUCAAAGCCACACCACAUUUUACCAAUCCAACCAUACAAUCGAUAUCAUACCUUGAUUGAUACAAUAAAAGUUUUCAGCACUG
This is a messenger RNA of Pseudo-nitzschia multistriata, 1381 nucleotides long. The record is from the annotation of a GenBank genome assembly. Lineage: Eukaryota; Bacillariophyta; Bacillariophyceae; Bacillariales; Bacillariaceae.